CUACCCACCGGGUGUAUAAAGUUUUUUCCGGAUCGAGUCAGCUUAGUGUUGAAUUAUGGAAUCAAAGGCAUGACUUAAAGAAAGUGGUACUUCUCCCAAUUUUCUCCUUGUACCAUUUUUCUCUUCGAAUGUCUGACCAUUUUAGUAGCUUUCCUGUUUUGCUCUUCAUUUUGUAGCUCGAAAAAUAUUUUUAAUGCAGUUACAAUUUGCGGAAAUGACAAUUAAUUCCCAAAUUUGUUUCAAUAAUUGCUCACAAAAAGCAAACCCUAGAUCUUAACAAAAUUUCUUCGAUCGAUUUCAAAGCUCUAUUUUGGUUUGAAUUUCGUCAGUGGAUUUUAGAUCCACUGGUUCUAAGAUGCCGGUGGCAGCUUCUGCAAUAUAUUUCUUGAAUCUUCGUGGCGAUGUUCUUAUCAAUCGCCUCUAUCGCGAUGAUGUCGGGGGAAAUAUGGUCGAUGCAUUCCGAAUGCAUAUUAUGCAAACAAAGGAACUUGGUACAUGUCCGGUGAGGCAGAUAGGAGGCUGCUCUUUUCUUUAUAUGAGAAUUAGCAAUGUGUAUAUUGUAAUUGUCGUCAGUAGCAAUGCUAAUGUAGCUUGUGCUUUCAAGUUUGUUGUUGAGGCUGUGAAUCUUUUCAAAUCUUACUUUGGUGGACAAUUUGAUGAAGAUGCUAUUCGAAAUAAUUUUGUCCUGAUAUAUGAGCUGUUAGAUGAAAUCAUGGAUUUUGGAUACCCACAGAAUCUUUCACCUGAAAUUUUAAAGCUUUACAUUACGCAAGAGGGUGUACGUUCACCAUUUUCGUCGAAGCCUAGUGAUAAACCAGUGCCAAAUGCAACGUUGCAAGUAACUGGCGCUGUUGGAUGGCGAAGAGAAGGUCUUGUUUAUAAGAAGAAUGAGGUGUUCCUAGAUAUUGUGGAAAGUGUCAAUCUUCUUAUGUCUUCAAAAGGUAGUGUGCUGCGGUGUGAUGUUACGGGAAAGAUUCUUAUGAAGUGCUUCCUGUCGGGAAUGCCUGAUUUGAAGCUGGGAUUAAAUGAUAAAAUUGGUUUGGAGAAAGAGUCACAAUUGAAAGCGCGUCCAGCAAAAAGUGGAAAGACAAUUGAGUUGGAUGAUGUAACAUUUCACCAAUGUGUGAAUUUGACGAGGUUCAACUCAGAGAAGACUGUCAGCUUUGUCCCUCCAGAUGGUGAAUUUGAACUGAUGAAAUAUCGUAUUACUGAGGGUGUUAAUCUCCCCUUCCGGGUAUUGCCGACGAUCAAGGAAUUGGGUAGGACACGUAUGGAAGUCAAUGUUAAGGUCAAGAGUGUGUUUGGUGCAAAAAUGUUUGCUCUUGGAGUUGUGAUCAAAAUUCCAGUUCCCAAACAAACAGCAAAUACAAACUUCCAAGUGACUUCUGGUAGAGCAAAGUAUAAUCCAUCUAUUGAUAGCUUAGUCUGGAAGAUAAGAAAAUUUCCUGGUCAGACAGAGUCGACAUUAAGUGCUGAUGUAGAGUUGAUUUCUACCAUGGGAGAGAAGAAGUCCUCAACAAGGCCCCCAAUUCAAAUGGAAUUCCAGGUUCCUAUGUUCACAGCAUCAGGAUUACGUGUUCGUUUCCUCAAGGUAUGGGAGAAAAGUGGCUACAACACUGUUGAGUGGGUUCGUUAUAUUACAAAGGCUGGUUCCUACGAAGUAAGGUGUUAAGCUGACAGCUCAGUCACCAAAACGAAUUUUGUGACAGUUUUCUAGUGAUAUUAUGGAACUUAGCAGACGGAUGUUUUAACUAACCAUGGCAGCAGUAGUUAUCGAGUUUACAUAAACCUUGCCUGGCUAAUCUUCCGGGCACUGUUGUCCAGAAAUAUCUUAUUACAUCUUUCGAUCACCUCAUCAUCAAAUCUUUUUACCCCCUUGUAUCUUAGUAAUUCAAUGUUCAAUAGCAUAGUAUAUGUUGAUAUGAUUAUUUGCAAUUAUAGUGUGGAAAGAAAUGUCUUUUGUAAAAAACAAUAUUGGAAUUAUGCCAAGCGAAUUGCGGCGUUUUGAUAGUUCGUCUGUUUUGGAGAGAUCCUCUCCACAGUGAAGUUGAUUGUUAAUUUUGAUCAUUGUAAGAUUCAGAAUUUUGUUGUGCA
Molecule: messenger RNA, 2094 nt
Organism: Amaranthus tricolor (Joseph's coat)
Lineage: Eukaryota; Viridiplantae; Streptophyta; Magnoliopsida; Caryophyllales; Amaranthaceae
Product: AP-2 complex subunit mu-like
Exons: 13
Coding region: 356-1672 (438 amino acids)
Biological process (GO): endocytosis; intracellular protein transport
Cellular component (GO): clathrin adaptor complex; cytoplasmic vesicle
Source: RefSeq, a predicted model, not a curated record